Messenger RNA from Echinostoma caproni, 282 nucleotides. NCBI's taxonomy places the organism in Eukaryota, Metazoa, Platyhelminthes, Trematoda, Plagiorchiida, Echinostomatidae. The record is from the annotation of a GenBank genome assembly.
CUCGAUUGGCCGUGGCCAUUACCAGAUUACGAUGGUCAAAGAAAGGCUGAAAAGAUUAUGAAUAUUAUCAUGAUUGUAGCGGGUCUUAUCGGAUUUCCCCUGGGUUACUACAAGCAACAGCUGUCGCUAAGCGUCUACGCUCUACUCGUUGGAUGCGCGCUUACCGCCUUAAUCGUUAUACCGCCGUGGUAUUGUUACCGAAAGCAUCCUCUGAAGUGGCAGAAGGUUUUGGCAACAGAGGAGCAUACGAAGACAGCACAAUCAAAGCCGUCGACUAACUGA